Effrenium voratum is the source of this 1842-nucleotide messenger RNA. The record is from the annotation of a GenBank genome assembly. Lineage: Eukaryota; Dinophyceae; Suessiales; Symbiodiniaceae.
GCUUGACCAAUUGGAGCGACGAGAAGGGCGCCGGCUGGAAGACCUCGCGCAAGGCGGUACCAGGCAAGAACAAGGCGGAGAGCCGUUGGUUUGGCGCUCGCGCUUGGGGCAGCUGGCGCAUGGCCUUUCUUAUGGCAGACCUGCAGCGGGGAGUCUGGGCCAAAGCCAAGGAGGUGCCGGCAGAUCCCGUUGAAGACGCUCAACCGGCGGCUCAGGGUGGGGAGGCAGCUGACAAGGUGUUGAGUGGUGAAGAAGAAUGGCACAUCUUUUCGCCCAAGCAGAUUGAUGCGCGGCGGUGCCUGGCGAGAACCUGGAAUUCCGGGCAGGGCGGGCAGUGCGAAGAAGCGCGGAGCGGCUGCUCCCUCUGCUACAAGCAUCAGAGGAUGGCAGUAAGCACGGUGGGACUCAGCUACGGCCUGGUGGAUGGACCCAUCCCCGAGCACAGGCUGGCACAGUUUCGAGAGGCGGCGCUCAGGGGCGUUACCUCGGCGCCAGGCAGAAAGCGGGCAGAGAGGGAGUCGGAGCCGCCGAAGCCAAAGCGUAAGAAAGGCAAAAAGAUGCGGAAGCUCAAGCCAAAGCCGAAAGAUGCGAAACUGCCGAAGGAGAAGCCAAAGGAGAAGGCAUCAAAAGACAAGGAGUCGAAGUCCGAACAGCCGCAACGAGUUCGGCAGCCGAUCGGGUCGCAAAGGGCAAUGAAGGAGUCGACGAAGGAGGAAAAGCGGGGGAGGCCAAAGAAGUCGACAUCGACGCCGACGGAACCCGUGAAGGAGCCGGAAGUUCGAAGCCGGCGCUUCCUGCAGAGCAUGAACGAAGCAGAGCUGCAAAAGCGGAACCGCCAAAAGUGGAGCAGUGUGGAUGUUGCCAUGGACCAGGCUUUGCAGCAGAUGGACUUGGAGAGCCGUGGGCCAUUUCAAGGUUUGACCGACAAAGGCACCAUCCCCCUGCCGCGCGUGGGGAAAGCCGUCGAGAUGAUGACCACCACCAGCCUGGAGCAGCGCUUGCAGUUCACCAUGGUGCUUCGAAAGUCUAUGCAUCACAACCUCCAGUUUGGCAGCGCUUUUGUGAACGCUGGAGGCGUGACGGCGCUGAGGGGUUGGCUGCAGGAUGCGCUGCCGGCCAAGCAGAACGGAAAGGAGCAAUUGAGGAAGCACGAGGCCGUGGUGCUGGAGGCGCUGGGCUUGCUGCAGACGCUGCCGGUGACGCUGCAGACGCUCCGGGCCUCCGGCAUCGGGCGCACGCUCAUGGCCAUCCGCAACUAUUGCGCUCCUGCGAUGGCCGACGCCGGCGAGCUGGUGCCUUUGGGAGAAGUCAAUCGCUGGAUGAAGAAGUUCCGGACAGAGCUCAUGCAGACCAAAGCGAAGGCAAAGCCCGAAGCCUCAGCGGCAAAGCCGCCUGCGGAGGUCACGGUGCGACCUGUGGUGCCACCGGCGAGCGCUUUGGUUCGGCCAGCCCCGAUGUCCACCUCUUCCGCUUCGUCUUCCGCGGUUCGGCCGGUGCCUGUACACCCAGCGCAGCCGCUGCGAGUGGCAGUGCCGGCCAGAAGGCCCGCCUUCCGCACGCGCAUGCUCACCCGAAAGCGGGACCGGGAGCGCAAGGCCGUGAACGAGACUGAGGCCACAUUGCAGCAGCUGUUUCUACUGGGCAAGGUCCUGGAGGAUGACGACGGGGUGAAGACCUACGACAUUUGCGACGACUGAGCGCCUUAAGCUGCGCUGCAGAUGCGCGAAGGGACCACUCCUAAGGAACCUUCUGUUGAGGGACCCCUUCUUGGGCAAGCUGUGAGACUUCUGCAGGGCCCACACAAGACAACAUUGGCGCCUGCCAGGAUUGGCGCUGAGGUUC